AUCUUUACCAGUCAAUAAAAUGUCGUCAUGGUGUCAAAACUUUUUUCUAAAUUUAGUGCUGAUUGUGACCACCAAUAACAACCCUACUCCAAAACCCACCUCACAUCGUAAUGGUUAACAAUAACAGCUACACGUCUCACUGUUACUUUUUAAAAACUGAAGCUUCCCAAGUGUGAUGAAAAAAAAAAGAGAGAGCAUGUUUUUCCUUGUGUUUUCCCUUUGUAUGUUAGUUGGUGCCUCAGUGAAAAUUUCAGAUGUUUUGCCUAAAGGUAAAGUAAAAAAAAACAAGUAAAUUUUGUUGUUUUUCACAGGUAUGGCUUUAUAGAUUCAAAUAAUUUUUUUGCUUUUAUUUUGAAGUGAGAAUUAUAAAGGUCUCACAAUUAAAUACGACUUUAUGACUCUAUAUCACAGAUUAGACCCGAUUAAAAAAUCAGACUUAGAGUUUAGAGGAAAAAAGUUUAUAAUUUUGUAUAUUCGAAUUUUUUCCCUGAAAAAAAAUGUAUUUAUCCAAGUAGGACAACUAUCUCCAAGAUUAAAGGCAUUUAACGCGUUAUGAAAGGUAGACAGUCAAACCAACCGCUUCGUGUGCAGGUCAAAGAGGCCUUCAUUUGCGUUUUCAUGUGACCAACAGUGAUGAAUUGGAGUAGCCAAGCUGAAAGGAGCAAAUAUCAUAAGCGCCCCCCCCCCCACUACCCAAAUCCGACUUAAGCAGAAUUGCUGCACCCGCCUGGGCAUGUGAGACAGUGGUAGUUCGUGCGGGAUGACAUUGACAUUUUAAAAAAAAAUAAACAACACAAAACUGCAUUUUUUCUCAGUUGCUGAGACUGAGAAGACUCUGUAGUCAUGAUGAUGAGGAUUUUGGGGAUAGGAUGUCUAAAAUGUUGGAUUUUUUUCCGACGCAGGUUAUACCCUGAAGAAAUUUCAAAAGCCGCUGUCACUCGAGUUAAAGGUAUGACUAGACAGGAUUCUUUUAAAGCCACUCAUUCUGACGCUAGGGAUAGGUCUAAAUUUAUUUAACUUUUCAUCCCAAUAACCUAAAAGCUCGUUUUCUGGUUCUGAUGGCAGACCCUGUCACAAAUGAAAUUUUCAGAAAACCUCCUCUUUUCGCUUUCCGGCGGGACAAGAGCCUUAGGGACAUGCUAGUUAGAAGCCACCUCCCUGCUAUUAAAGCAUAUAAAGGCACAAAAUGUUGCAACCGUAGCCGUUGCAACUCAUGUCCCUAUGUGAUCGAAACUGAUACGAUCACUUUCCCUCUGGGAGUAUUCAGAAUAAAAGAUGGCUUUACCUGCACAAGUCGCAACGUGAUUUACACCAUUAUUUACAAAAAGUGCGGUAAAUUAUACAUAGGAGAGACAGGUCGUUGCCUUGGGGACCGGUUCAGAGAACACCUCUAUAACAUAAAUAAACAAGCUCUCUGCCCGGUCUCCAAACAUUUCAAUAGCCCUAACAAUGAUGGUAUCUCAGACAUCGCAGUUAUUGGUAUACUCUAUACUAGUAACACUAUAGGUAUAAUCUAUAUGGGGAACAAAUUAAUAACAAGAUUUGGUACGUUGUCUCCAUAUGGAAUGAACCAAAUCCACAAUUUUACCUAGCUGCCAUGGUUUUUUCCUGUUUGGUUUUUACAGUUAUGUUCAAAUCACUUCCUUUCUACUCCUCUUUACUUUGUUUUUGUCUGUUUUUAGCGCCCUCUCCUAUUUUUUUUCUUUUUUAGGUAGGAUAUUUAUAUUUAUAUUAUGUAAAUUUAAUUUAUACUUAUUUAAAUGUGUUUUUUUGUUUGUACUGAUGAAGACAUGUGCCGAAACGUUUACUUGUGUAUAAAGUAUACUUAUUAUUAAAGCGUAACUUAUAUAGUUAUAUUGACACAAUUUGUUCGUGUCUUAUUAAUCCAUUUCUUAUUAGCAAGAGGUCUUGAGGUAGAUGCCGUUGCAGUCGACUGGCGUCCUCUACGCAGCCCCAGAUUAGCAAAACGUCAGCAUGCAUACAUGUUUUGACCAACAUACUGGGUAGCUUGCUCAUAUAGGCGAGGAAGAGUGUGCGACUAAGGGCAGGCCCUUGUGUGUAACAUUUAAGAAGCUUAUAAUGAAUGUACAACAAACUCUUUUUUUUAAUUAUUAUUAAGAAAGGCCGUGACAAACUGUUCCCUUGAGACAUUUCUAUACUCACAAAAUGCAACCACCCAAUUAGUGACGUAGUAUGACUUAAAGCUGAAGUCGGUUUAAGUCAUCAAACUGGGGAUUCCCAAAUUCCGCGCAAACAACGACUACAUAAAAAUGGCAUCACCAAUUUAUUGGGAACGCCUAUGACUGUAGGACCCCAGUAAUGGCAAUGCACACUUGGUAAACGCCCCGGAACUACGUGGUAAUCUAAUCUCACGUUAAACAAUCCUUAAAUCACACAAUGUACUGUAGCUUAUUAAAAUGGUGCAGCACAUAUUCCCGUAUAUUUGAAGAAUAUCAGUGCAUUAAACAGAUAAUGUUUUGUUUAAAAUUUAUGUUACGUAUUUUUUGUGUGUUCAAAGUACAUGGUAUACAACUUUAUUUACAAGGCGUUGACCAAAAUAACUUAACUUGAUUGUCACCCCGAGACAUUAAAUAUGAAAAUAAUAUUUUAUUUUCCUCUCUUCCCUCUACAUUUAACAAUUUUUUAAAAAUUACAGCUUUUGGAUUAAGGGGAUUAUGACCACAUUUUUCAGCUACCAUCUUUAGGCCAGGAGGUAUGACGACGUUUAAUUUGUUUGAGAUCAAUAGUUUGGUUUUAUUGUGAUUGAUCAAACUUUAAUCGAACACAGUCACACCGAGAUUUAUAGUGUACACUAUAAUGUGUGACCCGAUGUCACAAGGAUAAUAAGAGUAGGCAUCUUGGUAUAAUUUCUACACACUCUUCUGACGUCUCAACAUCAACGUCAAAAAAUAAAAUUUGUACGUAUAUAACAGAAUCAGUUUUUGAUAUUUUAUAUGUUUAAAUAAGAAAAAAGAAAAGUACAAAGACAAUGCACGCCCUUGAAACGUAAAGUUAGAAAGAGUUUAUUAAAUUUCCAUUACUUUUAAAAGAAGUAUCUUUACAUCGAUGUUUUCUCACAUCACAAUUUUCAUUUUAAAAAAAAAAUGCUCUAGACUUUCUAGAUUUUUUUCUCUCUUCAACAGGUUGUGGACCUGGCCUUGCUAAAUGCUUGAAUCAUUUCACACAUGCUAUUUUUGAACACGAAUUGGAUCUUGAUUCUAUUUGCUGGUAUCAAAAAUAGAGUUUUUCAUUACAUUACAUUGAAUAAAACAAAAAGAGCGCAUUUAGCAUAGUUAUCGUAGUCCAGCAUUAUUGAGUAUCCUGAGAACAUCACACAUUUUUUCAUAUUCAUUGAAAUUUUAAAACAGAAAUCAUGUCAUUAAAGUUAAGUGAACAGCCACUAAAAACACAUAUAUUUAUAAAUCCUUUAUAUAUAUUUAUAAAUAUUUGCAUUCGCAUUUCAAUGUCCCACCCGCAGAUUCAUUUCACCAACUAUUUCAGAAAAAGAAAAGAAAAUAUUACGCACCAAACGCAUUAGCGGUAUAUUUACGAAUCUCAUUUAGCGCAGUUAUCGGGAAUUUUCUUCCCUGAAAUCAGUUGCACCAUAUUUCCUUCACCUUCCCUUUAUAAAACAGGAAAAAUAAUUUUAUGAGGUUUGGGUUGGAGGAUGAGGCUGAAAUAGGUGAUAGGAGGUGUUGUUAUCGGCCACGAGUCUGUGUUCCAGGUUUCAGCUCGAUAGAUUUACGAGAAGUGGGUCAAUGAGCCGUCCGAAAAUUUUACCACCAAACAACCAAGAAACACACACACAAAAGCGAAUAUAGCAUGAAGGAUUGAAAAAAAAAAUUAAAUUGCUUCUAAGACUGCGUAAGUUAGGAGAAUAAAUGUAGUAUUAAAAAUAUAAUUAACCAAUGCUGCAUAGAAGGUAUAAUAAUGAAAUAAAACAUUUUUUUUUUCAAUUUCAGGAAUGCAGUAGAGUUGACUACAUGUGUGAUAAGUACAACGUGCGGAAUAUCAAAGAGCUAUGCAUUGUUUGUUCUCUCAGAUCUGAAGGUCAAACUAAAUCUUUAUCUGGAGUGCCGUAAGUUCUUAGAACUGAAUCUUAACAUUCUUUCUAUUACGGUUUCUCUCAUUAGGCCAUCAAUGUACUAUCAGCUGUUUUUACUUUCCAUCAGAUCUGCAAUAAUACUUUUACAGAUACGUUUUUUGUUUUAAAAAAAGGGAAAAUUGAUAGAACAUUUUAAAAAUUUAUAUUUCACAAUUAUUUUUCUAUAUUUCCUCCUAACUAUUUUCGAUUUAAAUAAAGGUAUUAUCUAAUUAGCAAAUCUACUACAUAGUUAAAGAGAUGCUUUCUAAUAAUAACAUGACAAAGUCAGUUUAAGCUUAAACAACCCUUAAAAACAAAGAAAGUCCUAUAAAUCCUUUAUAUAAUGUUAUAUUGAGCAAUUGGUGUGUGGGGGGGGGGGGCAAAGCAUGCUUUAGGCUAAUGCGCUUUGUAAAAAAAAAUAACAAUUUUAAAGAUAUGCUUUCUAAUAAUAACAUGAAAAAUUCAGUUUAAGCUUAAACAACCCUUAAAAACAAAAAAAGUCCUAUAAAUCCUUUAUAUAAUGUUAUAUUGAGCAAUUGGUGUGUGGGGGGGGGGGGCAAAGCAUGCUUUAGGCUAAUGCGCUUUGUAAAAAAAAAUAACAAUUAGAGCUCCCCCACAAGGCUAGCAAACACAUAUUUUUUUCACGCACCUGAACUAUAUUAAAAUGCACAUUUUAUUGACCCAUCAGCAAUACACUGCAGAUUUAUUUCACUAACUAUUUCAGAAAAAAAAAUUAUAAGAAAUAAUUACGCACAAAAUGCACUUGCGAUAUUUUUUUCUGAAAGAAUCUCAUGUAGCGCAGUUAUCGGGACUUUCAUUUCGUGAAAUCAGUGUCAACCUGCAUUUUGGGGGUGGGGCUGAAAAUGUAGCAAAGUGUGUUUUCAUUAGCAACGAGUCUAUGGGCCGAGUUUCAGCUUAAUAGCGAGUUUCAGCUUAAUAGUUUCGCGGGAAGUGGGUUAUUAGCCGUCCGAAUAUUUGGCCAGCCACCCAGCCGCGAAGAAAAGCGGAGUUAAUAAAAAACGAAUUUAAAAUCAAAGACACACAUUUUCUCACAUUAUCAUUCGUACAUCUUUGUUUUGUUUCAGCAGACUUCUCUCCGCAAGAAAUUAUCGACAACAUCGACUGGGAUAAUAAAAGACAACACAGUGAUGAAUUUUGACAUUUUGACCACGUCAUCACUGUUUAAUGUAAAUCACAUCUUCUACCAUUCUUUUCUCAUGUUCCAAAAUUUUAAAGAACUAUCAUUUUUUUUAAAGCAUUUUUUUAAUUUGUGCUUGUGAUUGUUGUAUAUGUUUAAAUGGAUUUCUGAAUUAUUUUAGAUGGCAUACACUACACCGGCUGCCAUCUUAAUGUUAUUUAUUUAUAUAUUAUAACGAAAAAUGAUUUAUUUUUUUAUUUGUAAAAAAAUCUCAUAACUUCAAUGCGUGAUAUAAAUCGAGUUUGUUCAUUACGUAUACGUUAGUGAGAUAAAUCUUGGAGAAAAAAUGGUUUGAAGAAACGCUUUUAGAAUCUGAAUAUUACAUAACAGUUUAUUCUGAAUAUCAGAAAUUUUCUCCAUUUAUUGAUCAACAUGGAGGUAACAAAAAACAAAAAAAAAAA
This is a messenger RNA of Lymnaea stagnalis (great pond snail), 5683 nucleotides long. The record is from the annotation of a GenBank genome assembly. Lineage: Eukaryota; Metazoa; Mollusca; Gastropoda; Lymnaeidae.